AUGCAUUUUUACACGCUCUUUGUGCUGUUCCAGCUACUCUUAGCUGCAAGUGGAAUAUCUGCAGCUGCUAUUGUACCGCGUAAAAUACCAGCAUCUUCGCUUUCACCAACACUAGCCAGGCAGGAACAGAACCAUACAUUGUAUAGGCUUUGUUUCGACAAUACAUUUUACGCAUUCGCAGAGCAGGCACCAAGUGGGAUCUGGAUUGUGGGAGUAACUUAUAAAGACACAGCUACACUGGUUUAUUUUACUGGUGUAGGUGAAAUAAAAUUUCUCACUCAACCUGAGAGAUAUAUGAAUUUUGACAAUGACACUAUGACUACUGGCAUCCGAUUUGUUACACUUACAACGACUCCUGGCAUAACGGGCCUAUUUCGCGAUAAUCAAACUGGUGAAGUGCACUGGUUGGGUGCAUCUCAAAAACAGACAGGAUGGAUUCUUUGUUACAUGUGGGAUGAAGAAUGGCAUCUGUUCUUCGAUGAUUCUAAAUGGCUUUCACCUCCUUCAGAUUGUUUCUCAACCAUCAUGACAGCAGAACCAGUGAUUGGGAUUCAAGGUUUAGCCAAGCCAUAG
Molecule: messenger RNA, 573 nt
Organism: Paracoccidioides lutzii Pb01
Exons: 3
Coding region: 1-573 (190 amino acids)
Source: RefSeq, a predicted model, not a curated record